Messenger RNA from Daucus carota subsp. sativus, 849 nucleotides. Its product is annotated as transcription factor bHLH95. The coding region runs from base 1 to 849 and encodes 282 amino acids. NCBI's taxonomy places the organism in Eukaryota, Viridiplantae, Streptophyta, Magnoliopsida, Apiales, Apiaceae. Gene Ontology annotation, biological process: regulation of DNA-templated transcription; endosperm development. Gene Ontology annotation, molecular function: DNA-binding transcription factor activity; protein dimerization activity. The transcript is spliced from 4 exons. The record is from RefSeq and is a predicted model, not a curated record.
AUGAGUACGGAUCUCGGGAUCGACUUGAUAUUCGAAAAUGAUGAAACAUGGGAUUUCCUGAAUAUCGAAAUUAAUUCAUCUGGUGAGCUUGGUCAAGAUGGUGAGAAGCAUCUUGAUUCUAGCACCCCUAGUAGUGAGAUGGCGCCUCUGCCACCACCUGGUAAAAGAGUAUCGAGUGACAAAGAGGGGACGCAGAUGCAGAUGAUGAAAAAGAAUGAAAAAGAAGGUGAAGGUAAAAGAGAAGCAUCCGAACAGGAAAAAAUACAUAUAUUUACAGAGAGAGAAAGGAGGAAGAAGAUGAGAACCAUGUUUACCAAUCUCCAUGCUUUGCUUCCUCAGCUUCCUACAAAGGCUGAUAAGUCCACCAUUGUAGAUGAAGCAGUGAGCUACAUUAAAUCUCUUGAGCACACCCUCAAAAAGCUUGAGAAACAAAAGCAAGAACGGCUUCAUGGUGGAGUCUCGGAGACGAAGGAAGCUUUUAUUGCUAAUCAGGUGUCUACAAGUGCUAAUGUAUUUGCCUUCAAUCCGACAAAUACUCUUGCAAUUCCUCAAUUUUCUCCCUCUUUACCUUCAUGGUGUUCCAAGAGUCUAAUAUUGAAUGUCAGUGGACUGGACGCACAAAUCUGUGUGUGCUCAAACAAGAAGCCAGGUCUUUUGACUGGCAUUUGCUUGAUCCUGGAGAAUUAUAAAUUGGAAGUAAUAUCUGCUCAAGUUUCAUCAGAUAAGGCUAAGAAUAUGUACAUGUUUCACACCCAUGCAUGUUGUUCGGAUCUUCUCCAAACGAUUCCGGUGGAAGAAAUAUACAAGCAAGCUGUGAGAGAAAUCACCAUCUACUUCAACUUGGAAUGA